Molecule: messenger RNA, 2470 nt
Organism: Capsella rubella
Lineage: Eukaryota; Viridiplantae; Streptophyta; Magnoliopsida; Brassicales; Brassicaceae
Product: probable inactive leucine-rich repeat receptor-like protein kinase At3g03770
Exons: 7
Coding region: 270-2306 (678 amino acids)
Biological process (GO): protein phosphorylation
Molecular function (GO): protein kinase activity; ATP binding; receptor serine/threonine kinase binding
Source: RefSeq, a predicted model, not a curated record
UCUCACUAAAACAAAGAACUAAUAAACUGAACAAACAAAACAAAAAAACUUCUAUUUUUCACGCGUUGAAGAUUCUUGCUUUGUUUCUUCUCUUUACACGACCACUGAUAUGUGUCGGUGACUGCAAGAAUCUGUUCUUUUUUCCCUCUGAUUUAUCGAUAUGUUUCAGUCUUAAUGUUUAAAGAACAAAAGUGUUGAAGCUUUUGAAAUUUAAGCUGGUUCAUCAAAUACUCAGAUCUUAUCUGAUAAAUUUAGUUGAAACCUGACAAAUGGGUUUCUUGAAAUUCAUCUUCUUGUUAUCUCUCCUAUGGAGUUUCUACAGUUUAGGCUUAUCUCAGCUACAAGCUUCACAAGCACAAGUUCUGCUUCAGCUGAAAAAACACUUGGAAUACCCACAACAGCUAGAAUCUUGGUAUGAUCACAAGACCAGUUUCUGCUAUUUACAAGCAACACCAUCGAUGAACAUCACUUGUUUCUCUAAUUCAGUCUCAGAGCUCAACAUCUUCGGUGAUAAAUCAUCAGAAAAAGCUAAAAGCUUUCAGGGUUUUCCUAUCUCGAAUGUCACUUUAUCUGAUAGGUUCUCAAUUGAAUCAUUUGUCACUACACUGUCAAGGCUAAAAUCUCUUAAGGUUCUCACUCUGGCUUCUCUAGGGAUUUGGGGUCAUCUCCCUGAUAAACUUCAUCGUUUAUCUUCACUUGAGUAUUUGGAUUUGAGCAAUAACUUUCUGUUUGGAUCAGUACCACCCAAGCUGUCUACAAUGGUAAAGCUUGAAACUUUCAGGUUUGAUCAUAACUUCUUCAAUGGCACAUUACCUAGCUGGUUUGUUUCGUAUUGGUAUCUCAAAGUUCUUAGCUUUAAGAGUAAUAAGCUAUCAGGAGAGCUGCAUCCUUCAUUACUCUCGUUGUCCACAAUCGAGUAUAUCGAUCUGAGGGAGAACUCUCUGAGUGGUUCACUUCCGGGUGAUCUGAAAUGUGGGAGCAAACUCUGGUUUAUCGACAUUUCCGACAACAAGUUAACGGGAAAACUUCCUCGUUGCUUAAGCAGCAAGAAAGAUUUGACGCUGAGAUUCAAUGGCAACUGUUUAUCUCUACAGAAGCAGCAGCACCCACAGACUUUUUGUGUUAAAGAAGUUCGCGCAGAGGAAGAAGCUGAAGCUGUGGCAGAGGCUGAAAAUGGAUCAGGACAAAGAAAAUGGAAGACAGGAGCUAUAGUGGGUUUGAUAGUUGGUAUAUCCAUGGCGAUAUUGGUUCUAAUCUGCUGUGUAUUCAUCUUGCUUAGAAGAAAAGGAGGAAGAAAGAACCAUUUGAACCAUAAGACAGUCCAUGAUAAUCAUCCAUCUAUUGGAUUUUCCUCUGAGAUACUCUCAAACGCAAGGUACGUUUCUGAAACAUCCAAGGUUGGUUCAGAGGAUUUACCGGUAUGUAGGCAGUUUAGCUUAGAAGAGCUGGUCAAAGCUACAAGGAACUUUGAUAAGACUAUGAUACUUGGUGAAAGCUCAUUAUAUGGCACGCUUUACAAAGGAAAUCUUGAGAAUGGAACAAAAGUGGCUAUAAGAUGCUUACCUUCAUCGAAGAAAUACUCGAUAAGAAAUCUAAAACUGCGGUUGGAUUUGCUUGCAAAGCUUAGACAUCCGAAUCUUGUUUGCUUGUUGGGUCAUUGCAUAGAUUGUGGAGGGAAAGAUGAUUACAGUGUCGAAAAAGUCUUCUUGAUUUAUGAAUACAUUCCAAAUGGAAACUUUCAAUCUUGUCUCUCAGAUGAUAGUUCUGGUAAGGCUAUGAAUUGGUCAGAGAGGCUAAAUGUUCUCACAGGUGUUGCAAAGGCUGUACAUUUUCUUCACACUGGAGUUAUUCCUGGAUUCUUCAGCAAUAGACUCAAGACUAACAAUGUCUUGCUUAACCAACACCGAUUUGCGAAGCUGAGUGAUUAUGGUUUGUCCAUUGUCUCUGAAGCAACCAGACAUAACACAGAAAUCGCAAAAUCAUGGCAAAUGUCAAGGCUAGAAGAUGAUGUUUACAGCUUUGGAUUGAUUCUUCUACAAUCAAUCGUUGGACCAUCUGUCUCUGCAAGAGAAGAAGCAUUUCUACGGGAUGAACUGGCAUCGUUGGAGAGCGAGGAAGGGAGGAGAAGAAUGGUGAAUCCGACAGUGCAAGCCACUUGUCGAAACGGAUCUUUAGUAAGAGUGAUAACUCUGAUGAACAAAUGUGUUUCGCCAGAAUCUUUAAGCCGACCGUCCUUCGAAGAUAUUUUGUGGAAUUUGCAAUAUGCUUCUCAGUUGCAAGCUGCUGCAGAUGGUGACCAAUGUUAAUAUUAUUGUUCAUACCUUUCUUCACUUUUUAGAAAAAAAUCAAAUUGAAAAGAACUUUUGUAUGCUUUAACGAUUCGGGUAUUGUGUUGUGUGUCUGAAAAAGGUCCCCUAUUAUUUAUGUAACCAUUGAAAAAGGAAAUAAAUAACAUUAACUCUUAAUUGAA